Messenger RNA from Drosophila erecta, 2407 nucleotides. Its product is annotated as solute carrier family 35 member F5. Gene Ontology annotation, biological process: regulation of peptide transport. The record is from RefSeq and is a predicted model, not a curated record. The transcript is spliced from 7 exons. Gene Ontology annotation, cellular component: membrane. Lineage: Eukaryota; Metazoa; Arthropoda; Insecta; Diptera; Drosophilidae. The coding region runs from base 534 to 1883 and encodes 449 amino acids.
AUCGAUGCGCUCUAUAGAAUUGGAAACAUCGAUAGUUUCGAUUGGGCCUUGUGUUGUGCCACCUCUAAUAACAGCUCUGUCCAGCUGUGCGGAUAAAAAAUCAUAAUCAGAAUAUCAGUAUUAUAACGCACAUUACUCCGGAGAGUGUAACAUGAGAGUUAAGUUAACUUCCCGCUUAAGUUAAGACAAAUCUAAGUGAAUAAAAAACAAAGAGAAUUGUUUUCGCUGAACAAGAAACAUAGAAAACAUUUGCGGCACUGGGAAGGAGUUCCGCCUUCAAAAGAGCUGAAAUGACUACGUAAAGUCCAAGGUUUAUCUGUUCGAAAUUCAGAUUUAAUUCUGCUGGCGACGGACCUUUUAUCACUUUCGGAAAACAAAACCCAAAGACACCGCAAAAAUGAAACUGAAACACUGGCGGCACAAGCGUAAAUAGUUAUUUGCCAACAGAUAACCGAAGGAGAAAGACAUCCUCCAAGUAGCGGAUAAAGAAGCUAAGUUCGUUUGGAAAACAUUCGAAAAACAGGAGAAAAAACAUGCUAGGUCGCACGCAAAGACUCCUGUUGGGCAUAUCAAUACUGGUACUAGUCGAUGUGGUUUGGGUCUCUUCCAGUGAGCUGACAAAGUUCCUGUACAAUGAGGCCAAUUUUGACAAGCCCUUCUUCUGCACAUACUUCAAAACCUCCAUGUUCAGCAUUUACCUACUAGUCAUCGGUAUCCUGGCUCCCUGGAAAGAGUCCUGCGAGCGACAAAAUGGAAACUAUGCUAUGAUGGAGCAGAAUGCAGACGACGAGAACUAUUACUCCAAUCAGGCUGUUUUGGGAGACCCAACCUAUGUGCCCAUCAGAUCGCCCCAUUUAGGUGCAGGAGCCACAGCCAAUGGCACCUCAAACUCCAUAUCGGGCACCGAAAGCGAUGAUUCCAGUGUAAGGAGUGUGCGCUUCAGCAAGAUGGCCGAGGUCAGAGAGAUGUCCGCCCACGAAGCCACCGAUGCCUUGAUGGCGAGGCUUUCGUAUGCCGCCAGCUUGAGGAUUAGGCGGCAAAAGACCCACCACAAAACGGCAAAGACGGCGCUACUCUUUUGUCUGCUCUGGUUUGCGGCCAAUUACUUCUUUCAGUUGGCCCUAGAAAUGGACGAGGCGGCCAUGAUAACACUGGUUAGCUCAACAUCCUCAUUCUUCAUUAUCUGCCUGGCAGCCGUGUUUCCCUCGGCAACAGGUGACAAGCUGACCAUUACCAAGGUGAUUGCGGUGGCUAUGAACAUUGGCGGUGUGGUGACCAUCACCAUGAACGACCUCCACGAUACAAAGAUGACCAGAGGCGUCCUCUUAGCCCUUUUCAGCGCUUUCUUCUAUGCUGCCUAUCUGGUUUUCGUGAAGCGAAAAAGCGAUACGGAGGAGAAGGUUGAUAUACCAUUGUUCUUCGGUUUUGUCGGUCUAUGGAAUAUGCUGCUAUUAUGGCCAAUAUUCUUCAUUCUCCACUUCACCAAAAUAGAAACCUUUGAGCUGCCCAGUCAAGGGCAGUUUGCGCUUCUGUUUCUGAACGGAUUAAUUGGCACUGUGCUGUCGGAAGCCCUUUGGCUGUGGGGCUGCUUUUUGACCUCCUCACUGAUUGGCACGCUGGCCAUGUCGCUACAGAUUCCGCUAGCCAUCCUGUUUGAUGUCCUGCUGAAGAACAAACCGUAUUCGUCCAUGUUCUACAUGGGCUCGAUACCCAUCUUUGUGGCCCUGGUGUUCGUUUCGCUAUUGAUGCGGAACGACGAUUCCGAUCCCCUGAUGAAGCUAUUUAGGAUUGUGUAUAGAAAAGUCUGCCGGUGCCAUAAGCCAAGCAUUGUUAGGGUCAACGAUGACGAACAACAGGAGUCGCUGAUAAGCAACAGCGAUUAAAGAAACGAUCGGAGGCGUUUUUUAAAAAUCGGGCUUCUACAACCUUUGAAUGUUGCUCAUUGCAAUGCAAUCUAAAACUUGGCUGUUUACGAGUUCGUUUCGAAUCGUUCUUAAAUCUUAUUGGGACAAGCCCUGCACAAUUUCUCCUCUGCCCUGAUUUGUGUUUCUCAUUUGUGCAUUUUUCGUUGGAUAUUAUUGUGUUGCGAACUUACGUACAACUAUUUAUUAUAAUCUUACAAGUGUAUUUAUUCUCUGUAAAUAGCUUUAUAUCCCACGAAUACCGUUUAUCUAUGUGAUAGUCUACAACAUUUUGCUGAACUCCACCUAUAAUUUAUUUCCUAGGUAUUCACAAUGCGCUUAGCUGUAUAAUUGUUGACUUCUCAAUACAAUAUGAAAAUAAGAAAACAUAUACACAUAUUGAUAACUUAUUACAAUAAAUACAAAUUGUCUACCGUAAGCUAUACAAAUUGCUGAGGUGUAUAGCCAAUCAGUGAUGAAUCAUUGGUAAAUCGGCUAGAUUAUCU